Messenger RNA from Macrosteles quadrilineatus (aster leafhopper), 3509 nucleotides. RefSeq names its product ubiquitin-protein ligase E3C-like. Gene Ontology annotation, molecular function: protein binding; ubiquitin protein ligase activity. The record is from RefSeq and is a predicted model, not a curated record. NCBI's taxonomy places the organism in Eukaryota, Metazoa, Arthropoda, Insecta, Hemiptera, Cicadellidae. Gene Ontology annotation, biological process: protein polyubiquitination; ubiquitin-dependent protein catabolic process. The coding region runs from base 271 to 3438 and encodes 1055 amino acids. The transcript is spliced from 17 exons.
AAAGUCUAGGGGUUUCUAUAAGUUUGUGUAUUGAUGUAAUAGAAGUGUCGUUUAUUUGAGAUUUAUAGCAAAAUUACAAUGACUUACAAUCUAUUAAGUUAGUGUUUUAAGAAACUGAGCUUACCAAACAACCUGAAUUAUUUAAGAUAUACAUGCCAUUUAUUAGGUCUAUUCAACCAAACACUAACAUAACCCUAAAUUAUAUUUAGUUGUCUUGCUCUUGCUGUGUUGAAUGAUAAUCAUUUAUGAACUACAACUAAAAUUGUAAGGAUGUACAGUUUUGAGGGCCAGUUUCGCAGGAUACCAGAGCAAAAUUUAGCAGGUGCAAGUAUAAAGGAACAUCGUGAUGAACUUUUAAAUAGGGCUCAUUUUGAAAGAUCUCAGAGAGAGGAAUGUCGAAGAAGGGAGAAAAGUUCAGUGUGCAUUCAAGCACACCUAAGGAGCUUUGCGGUACGACAGGCUCAAAAACAGCUAGAACGCAACGAAUUUGAUGCUAUCGUAAAAAAAUGUGAAUCGUCAGACCCAAAUGAUGCUACACUUACUUUGCUGGUCCAGAAAAUUUUGUUCUUUUACAACCCAGAUGUUGAUGCAAACAGAUUGGUGAUCGUCUGUCGCAUGGUGUUGAAGCAAUGCAAGCGCUUGCUCACGUCUUGCAUUGAGGACUCCCUUUGGCAGUUUAGAGUACGUAAACUUCUCAGCAUCUGCAUGUCUCGAUUUGGACCAACGUUCGACCGAGAAGUCAUGGCCACUCCUCUUCGGCUUUUUGAAAUCAUCACUUCCCAGCAAACGUUGCAAAAAGAUGUUGGACUCUCUGAAGAGCGAGCUGUUGCUUUUCUAGUUCAGAUGUUCAAGUUCCUGAUCAGGAAGGGUUACUUGGCUCACAUGAGAUUUCUGUUGGAGGCUACUUGCCCCCCUCUACUGGACGUUACCCCCACUCCCCCCACCCCUCUGGCACAGUGUAUCUACGACCUCAUCACUAGACCUAUGUACCUUGUACACCAGACAACCGACUACGAGUACAGGCACCUAGUGAUGGAGCAUGUAGCUAAGGACCUUUUCUGUAGCCAACCAUCAGAACCGAUUUCUCAUUUCCUACUGCCUGCACUCAACAACGACACUCGAUUCCCACUCACAGUCUUCAUACAGACUCUCAAUUCUGGUCACCUUCCCAUGUCAUCAUGGCUACUUCAUUCUUACCUGUCCCUAGAUAAACAACUUACCUUCAACACAAGCAAAGAGUUGUUGGAUUACCUUCAGGUCUUGGCCGAGCUAACUAAAAACUUCAACCGUAUGUUGGCACCUCCAUCUCGAGACGAUGAUGAUGACGAUAUGAGCGAUACUGAAGAAGACAAUGUAAACACAUCAGAAAAAAUUGAAAUUCAGGUGUUGGAGAAAUGUAUUGAGAUGAUCAGUGGGGAGGAGCGUGUUCAGAGGCUGCUGACAGCUGUAGACAAGAUGAUUCAGCCAGCUGUACUGCAAGCACUGUGUCAGGUGUGCCACAACCUGCUGAUACUGAGGAAACUCAACAACCACAAGCACAGCCGCCUUCUGUAUCUACUCGCCCUCAAACCACAGUUCCUUCAGCAGCUGUGGACGGCCAUCCUAGGAGCCAAUCAGACGUCACUGUUUGGCUCCCCCACUCCUCUACUCACCGUCAUUGCUCGUGGAAUACCCAUGAGCGAGCAGGAGACUGAGCGGAUCGUACCACUGCUCGCUACCUUUUGCUCACUCUUCUCACUGCUGGUCGCUUCACUUCACGAUGCAGAGUUCUACAGCGAUGAUGACAUUAUGUUAAGAGGGACCACUACAAUGCCGUUCUCUCUGCCAACAUUGGUCGGGAUGACUGCUCGUCUGAAGGAAGUCAGCCUGGGAUUGGUGGAACUUGCGUUUCCAGACUCCCGGCCCAGUGUCAAGGACCAGUAUAGAUCAGCUGUUUGUGCAGACGACAAUACCUACGCUAACACAGUCAUGUGGUCCCAUUUGUUUAAGGCGUGUGUGAAGCUGAUGCGGCAGUUGUACAGCAGAGACUUGCGACGGACGUUCUGUCCUGAAGGGCACUGGAUAUCGCAGUCUGUGACGCAGUCCCUGGCAAUGGACCGUCCGUCAGAUGCGACGCUGCGCAACAGAUCACGACUGAGACAUCACUACAUACCCUUCCAUGACAUUGUUGCGUUCACCAGAGAAGAGCUGGAGGAAGGACCUCCCCCAUCAACCAAAGAAGUGCGGAUACUCACCAUACUUAAGGAGAUUCCGUUUGUUGUGGCGUUUCAAGAGCGAGUGCUUGUGUUUCAAAGUUUAGUGUUAAAAGACAAAAUAAGCUACCAGUCGAUGGCGAGAAACUUCCUGCAUGGACCCUCAAUAAAUAUCAUGGUCAGACGGAACUACUUGUAUGAAGAUGCGUUUGACAAACUCUCACCUGAAAACGAGCCGGAGCUGAGGCUGGUGAUGAGGGUACAGCUGGUCAGUGCCGUGGGCUUGGAUGAGGCGGGAGUGGACGGUGGAGGGGUGUUCCGAGAGUUUCUCUCCGAGCUGCUCAAGACCGCUUUCGACCCCAACCGAGGGUUUUUCAGACUGACCAAAGACAACCUGUUGUAUCCUAACCCUCAUGUACACCUGCUGCACCCAAACUUCCUCAAGCACUACUACUUCAUUGGCAGGAUGCUGGGGAAGGCCCUGUAUGAGAACCUACUAGUAGAACUGCCACUGGCAGAGUUUUUCAUGUCGAAGGUCGUCGGACGACACGCUGACGUUGACAUGCAUCAUCUCGUCUCUCUAGACCCGAUCCUCUACCACAAUCUGCUCUACCUCAAGAACUACGAGGGAGACGUACAGGAUCUGGGAUUGGACUUCACCGUGGUGCACGACGAACUGGGCGAGACAAAGGUGGAUGAGUUGAAACCAGGCGGGAACAAUAUUCCAGUGACCUCAGCAAACAGAAUAGAGUACAUUCACCUGGUUGCUGACAACAAACUGAACAAACAAAUCAAAAUGCAGUGCUCAGCCUUCAAACAGGGUUUGGCAGAUGUUAUCCCUUUGGAGUGGUUGCAAAUGUUUAGCAACAAGGAGUUUCAAGUGUUAAUUUCUGGAGCUGAAAUCCCUGUGGAUGUGCAUGAUCUUCAGCUUCACACUAAUUAUACAGGAGGUUACACAGCUGAACAUCCUACUAUCAAAAUGUUCUGGACGGCAGUUUCCGACUUUGACGACAUUCAGAGAAGACAGCUGCUUAAGUUCGUUACCAGUUGCUCUAGGCCACCUUUAUUGGGCUUCAAGGAGUUGGACCCACCGUUUUGCAUCCAGCACGCAGGGGUGGCUGACAGGCUUCCGACCGCCUCGACGUGCAUGAAUCUUCUCAAACUGCCAGAGUUCAAAUCGGAGACGUUACUGAGAGACAAACUGCUGUAUGCGAUACAGUCAGGCUCUGGGUUCGAGCUUAGCUAACACCUGGAGGCCUCUCGUAUGUGUCUUUCAUUGUAUAUACACUCUGUAAAUAAAUAUCUGAUAGGGUUGUA